Messenger RNA from Chanos chanos (milkfish), 552 nucleotides. RefSeq names its product dual specificity protein phosphatase 14. Gene Ontology annotation, biological process: protein dephosphorylation. The record is from RefSeq and is a predicted model, not a curated record. Lineage: Eukaryota; Metazoa; Chordata; Actinopteri; Gonorynchiformes; Chanidae. Gene Ontology annotation, cellular component: cytoplasm. The coding region runs from base 1 to 552 and encodes 183 amino acids. Gene Ontology annotation, molecular function: MAP kinase tyrosine/serine/threonine phosphatase activity. The transcript has a single exon.
AUGUCUUUGUCCCAGAUCACACCCACCCUCUUCCUGAGUGGUGCCGACGCCUCGCUCAAUCAGGCACUGGUCACUCGCAAGGGUAUCACCCUCAUAGUGAAUGUCACGCUGUCACACACCUGCCCCGUCUACCCCGGCGUGGAGUGCGUCCGCGUCGCCGUGUCCGACCUGCCCAGCGCCCGUAUCGGCGACCACUUCGACAGGGUCGCGGCGCGCAUACACAACAACAGAUCGGGCGGGACACUUGUGCACUGCGCCGCGGGCAUGAGUCGCUCUCCCGCCCUCAUCAUGGCCUACCUCAUGAAGUACAAAGGAGUGACGCUACGCCAAGCCCACAACUGGGUCUUGGAGAGCCGGCCCUACAUCCGCCUCAACGCUGGCUUUUGGGCCCAGCUUCUGGACUAUGAAAAGAAACUCUAUGGGAAAAACACUGUCAAAGUGGCAGCUCCUUUAGAACCACUGACAGUAGUCAAACAACCAUAUAAGGGCCCAUCCAGAUACUAUAACCUUAGAGAUUACGCUUCCCCACUGCUCAGAAGGGCGAGACGCUGA